UAGCGCGAAAAUGCGAGUUUUCAGUUUUUGUUGAUAUAAUUUUUUAAACAACUUUUUUAUUUAUUAUUAUAAUUAACAUGGCAACACGAUCGAAAUUAACAAAAAAUAAAGAAGAACUUAAUUCUUCUUCAAGUAAAAAUAUUAAAACACUUGAUGCGGAAAAGAAAGUUUUCUUUUUCGACAAACAACUUCUAAGCGCGUCAGAGAAUUUAAAAUUCGAAUAUUUCUAUCAUCCUGGAAAGGGCAAACCUGCACUUUACGUUGUUGAUGAAAAGAGUAGAAAACUAUUUGAGAUUCUAGAAUUCUCAGAACCUCACCGCAGUUGGUUGAUUGAUGACCAAGUAUGUUCCAAUGGCAAGCUAUACCUCACUGCACCGGUCGACCCCACCUUCCUGGCGUUGUUUUAUCUAAAAAAAUUCUGUUCAAAACGAGCCAUGGCUCUGGAUGACAUAGUCGAUGAUGAUGAUCCUUCAGUGCAUAAGUUCUUAACAAACUACACAAUCAUUGAGCUUUUAGAAGUCGUAGCAGAUGUGAAGAUUGCAGCGGAAACCAAAUACUUCAAAUACAAUUCAAACCGAACUAUAGCAUGGUUAGCGGUGAAGGUUAAGAAUCUAGUGCAACGUCUAAAAAAAGAGUCAAUAUAUUGCGGUGUAAGUUCGUUGUCGCAAAACUACAAGAAGAGUGAAGUCACUCAAACUGUUGAAGAAGUAGACUAUCUGAGAAACGCUUGUGAUAUUGUCGGGUCAUGUGUUGAUUUGAGUGUACACGAAGAACUUAAACAAUACCUGGGUAUUAAAGAAAUAGAGAACAAAGCAGCUAACAACAAACGAAAGUCUGUCAAUUCUGAAAAUGGUUUAGCAAAGAAAAUAAAAUUGGAGGAAGGGUGUCCGGAAAACAAUAUAGAAGAGUCACCUAAACCAGCUGCUCCUGUAAAAGAAAAAAAGAUCACUGCAAAGGAAAAGGCACUUGCAAAAGGUGCAAAGGGAUCUAAGAGUAUAUCUUCGUUUUUUAAAAAAUAAAAACAAUUCAAUCCCAAAAAUGUGUUAUUAUUUU
Messenger RNA from Eupeodes corollae, 1053 nucleotides. Its product is annotated as ribonuclease H2 subunit B. Gene Ontology annotation, cellular component: ribonuclease H2 complex; nucleoplasm. NCBI's taxonomy places the organism in Eukaryota, Metazoa, Arthropoda, Insecta, Diptera, Syrphidae. The transcript has a single exon. The record is from RefSeq and is a predicted model, not a curated record. Bases 78 to 1019 code for a protein of 313 amino acids. Gene Ontology annotation, biological process: RNA catabolic process; ribonucleotide metabolic process.